UUUUUUUUCCAAGUCGAUGAGAAACAAAGCUACUUUACAGACAUUUAAGCAUCGCAAAUCGUUGAUAUAAUAUGAAACAUAUACAGAUAUAUGCAUUAUAUAGCGUUGGCACGAUGUCUGGCUUUUUCGGUGACUUCUAAAGAUUGUUCAGAGCAGUUUGUAGAGCCUCGGGACAUCUUAGUUGGCCCUUGCUCUUUGGAAAUCAUGGAGAAAGUGGACAUGUAUGAGGUUGUGAAAGUGACUGAGGAGGUGGAGGUCUGCUACAACGAAAUUGAAGUACCUGCUCCCAAAAAAAGGAAGAGCAAAGCUCAAGAACACAGCGCUGAGAAAACUAAGAAACCGAGGUCUGCCUACCUGCUAUACUACUUUGAUGUGCACCAGAUUUUGCAAAAGGAAAUCCCUAAUCUGCCACAGUCAGAGAUCAACAAGCGUAUCAGUGAGAGCUGGAAAAGGCUCAGUGUGGCUGAGAAAGGCUACUAUCUGGAGAAGGCCAAGGUUGAGAAGGAAGGCAUAGAUACAUCAUCUGUCAGCCCCUCCAGAGAUCUGCCAGGUUUCCGCAAAAUCCUCCCCAGAGCCAGUUACUUUCUUUUGUCUAAAGGCUGCCCCUCAAAUCAACAGGCGGGAGGCCUUCACCCAGAGGUGAGUGUGGAGUGUCUGGACCCUACAACUGAAGGAGGCUUUUCCUCGGUUUCCCUCACCCAAGAACCCCACUUCCCACCUCUUGGGUUGGGCACUGAGCUGGAACUUUCUGAGCAGCCCAUCAUUGUUGACAGCAUAGCAGAAGAAACAGCAGUGGUGUCUUGUCCCACGGCCUUCCAAGGAAUUUUACCCUCUCCUUCCUCUUCCAUGACAUCCAAUGCCCCAGCCUCCACAGACAUUCAUAUCUCACAGGGUUCUGCUGACCUGAUGGCAAAUGGAGUCAUGCUAAAAGGAAACGAGACAAGAGUUGUUGGCUGUGGUUAUGGCAGCGCAGUGGUACAACCAGUACAAGAGGAAACCACACAAGUGGUUGCCAUUAUACCCACACAGAACCUGCAGGAGACCAAGUCUUUUGCAGGUGUCAGCUCUGUGGGCCCAGUGAUGAUGGUCUCUGUAGAACAGAGUGCUAAACCUUCAUAUAAAAUGUCUGUGAAGACAUACACCAGGAGAGGUCGAGGCAGAUGUCUAAAUCCUGGCUGUUCAUUUGUAUACGUCACCCGCCACAAGCCACCAACAUGCCCUGAGUGCGGGAACCACUUGGGUGGAAAAUGGAUACCUGCCGCAAAGAAGGCAAAGAAGAAAAGAGAGAAAGAAGCGACAUCAAAGCAAUGUCCACAGAACGCUGAAACCAUAGCUAAUGAGAGCUGCCAACCCACGCCGCCCCCUGCUCUGGAGGAGAGUGCUCAUGUCAGUAAAACACACACCGCUGGGAGCAAAAAAGAAGGGCGAAUUCAGCAGUGCUCCAGAAGACAGUGUGCAGUUCCAGCUGGAGAGUCACCAGAGGGCAGCAGCACUGAGGCACAGGAACAGACAAACAGAGAAUUUAAAGACAGUACUAAAGGCACGAUAGUCCAAGGUCAAGACAGAAGCAAUGCCGUUGUACAAAAGAGGCCUGUGAGACCCAUCCUCCCUGCCUACUAUAGCACAGGCCGUGCUCUGCUCCAGAUCAUAACUGUUCCACCUGACAAAGGAAAAACUCAGUCAGUAAACAACAACAGAUCAUCUACCGUGCCUCGAGAGAGGUUCUCAGGUCUCAAACCCAGCACUUUAAAGCAGCUCGGCCAGAUGGUCCCAGCAACCAAGCAGGAUUCCCCUGUCCAGGCAGAUGGAAGUGAAUUUGUGUCCUCACUGACUGAGAGAAGAGUGAAUAUCCUCUCAGUCGUGCCUUUCAAACAGCACUCUGUCUCCAGUUUUGUCAGUGACUUGGGACUGUCCACAGCACGAGGCAGGGGUCGCUGUAAGAACCCAUCCUGUGAUUAUAUGUAUAAGAACAGACACAAACCUGCAGUGUGUCCUAAGUGUGGCUGCGAGCUGACCCAGAAGAACACCAAGGGAGCUAAGUCUGGGACUCUUCUGGAUCCAUACCAGGCCUUGAGUCCUGCUCAGAAGGACAUCCAGCGUCAGAAUACACUGCAGCUACUGCGCCAUUCCGUGCAGAUUCCUGAAACUGAGACUGAGCUUCAGGAAACAUUAAGCCUCAUACAGGAGCUCAACAGUCUUCAGUUCAUCUUGGUUCAGUCGACUGACCAGGAGCAUCGAGGCGGCAUAGAGAUGGGGACGCUGGUAGAGUCUGGGUGGCCUCAGUUCUAUGAAUCAGCAGCUACUCACUGUGUCCUGUGUAGCUACCCUCUGUUCAAAGGAGGUCAGAGUACUGUUGCAGGACAGGUGGACUGCUGGCUGCUCACUGAGACACUGAUCCAGACAGCUUCUCUCCAGCUCAAAGUGUGUCUCAAUGUUCAGUGUCUGGCUCUGCACAGCUUCACUGACCUGCAUCCAGGUUUGUUCAACAUCGGGAACAGACUGCUGGUGAGUAUUGACCUGUUCCUGAAGAUCAGGGCCAGUAUCAAACUAGGCCAGGACCCCUCUCAGGCAGCCAGGGCUGUACUGGACCACAUCCCCAGUCACCCUGUCCAUGCUUUGAGUCCAGAGGAGUUAUCUCAAAUUCAUGAGCUUCUUCUCAGCGGCUACUGGGCCUUUGAGUGUCUGACACUGCGAGAUUACAACGAUAUGAUCUGUGGCAUUUGUGGUGUUGCACCCAAGCUGGAGGUUGCACAGCGAUACACAAACAUUGUGCUGGAACUCAAGAAUGUGGAGUUUACCUGGCCCGAGUGUUCAGUCUCUGAUGAGGUACACGUGGAUGACUUCUGGCUGACCAUGGAGAGCGAGGCUAUCGAGCAGGCAGCUUUCCCUGCAGACAUCCCUAUCACACAGGUGGAUGCUUCCAUCAUCGCUCCCUUCAUCCCUCCUCUGAUGAGGAGUCCCACUGUUAUCAACACAGAGAAGGACAAGGUGCUGUCACACACCCAGCAGCCUUCAGGAGAUCCGUCAGUUUUGGUGCGUCUCAUCCACGACGGUGAGCUGAGACUUGACAAGAUUGACGAUCACAGUGAGGAAGAGCUGAGAGCGAUGCUUGACCGCUGUGGACUGAGCAUCGCCCCAAGCUCCACUAAGAAUGAGCUGCUGGACUCUCUGAUCUCCUUGUACACACUUGUUCAUAGUGGCCUCGCCACAGCUCCCCAUCCCCCUCCACACCUCACCGCUGGCAAGCUGUCCAAAGUCUGCCCUCACAAGGUGGUGUGCGGCUCUAAGUACUUGGUGAGAGGCGAGACGGCUCGAGACCACGUGGACCUGCUGCUGUCCUGCCGCUACUGGCCCCCAGUCUAUGUUAGCGACUGUGCCCGCCAGGUGGCGCUGUGCACUGACAUGCAGCAUCCAGAACUGGCAGCCCAGAUGUGGGGCAGGAACCAAGGAUGCUUCUCUGACCCCUUUGAAAAGCCAGAGUUUGUAUCGUGUGCUGAGAUGCAGGACCAGCCAUACAGUGCUGACCUUUCUUUGGUAACAGAGAAUCAGCAGCUCCACCCUAUCACCAAAUCUUCCUCUUGCUGGCUGGUUCAUCCUCCUGCAAGAGAGCAGCCGUCACAGCCUUCUGCUCCUCCUUCAGAGCACCAUUCAAUGUACCUCUGCAGAGACCUGGAGCCUUAUGUCAGUCUGGUGGCUGAGCUGGAGAAAGUGAAGGAAGAGGAGAAUAACGAGGGGUCAGAACAGAAAGAACAGACAGAUGAAGCUGUGAAAGACUCCACAGAGAAAUCGGAGGAUGGUUCCUCAGUGAGUCGUACAGGGCAGCACCCCGUUGUUUUCAACAACACUGCUUAUUACUACCUGUACAACCGCUUGGUAGAUUUCCUCACCAGUAGGGACAUUGUGACCCAGCAGGUAAACCAAGUGGUGAAGGCCUGCCAGCCUGGAGAGGUAGUGAUUAGGGAUGCUCUGUACCGGCUGGGAGUGGCACAGAUCAACACAGUGAAAGAAGAAGAUGAAGGAAGUGGGAUGGAGGGACAGACACAGCAGGGAGGGACAGAGACAUAUGAAGCUGCUCAGCCUGAAUAAAGAUGUUCAGGAUGAACAGCUGGCUGAAUCAACAGGAGGGGGAUAAUGUAACAAUGGCUGCAUGCAAAAGAGUGGACCUGCAGAUAAGUACCAGGGUGCAGAAAGUACCAGAGAGGAGGCCUGACAUGUGCUACUGCAUAUUUUAUCAACUAUCAGCUUUUAAUGAUAUGUAAGUUUACUAUGGAUACAAGAGGUAGAUUUUUAUAUAAGUGGACCUUAUUGUAGGCAAUGAGAAGAAUGCAGCAUGGUUAGUACAGUUGACUGUGAAGAUAGCAAAGAAGAAAUUUUAGACUAUACAUUACAAGUUAAUAUUUUAACCUCACUGACACUGAGUGUGACAGUAAGUAUGAGUCAGUAUUUGUGGAGAAUAAAUGUAUAAUGUGAUCAUUGAAAAUGACUAAAGGAAUUUAAUCUUUUUUUACCAGUAUGGUGCCAAGGGUUAAACAAAUGAAAAUGUAUGUGAAGGUGAUCCUUUAUUUUGACUGAAAGAAAAUAGACAGGAUGUUAAUAAGUCAGCUACUAAAUAUUUAAUCAUGAGUGAUCUGAUGUAUUUAUUGCCCUAUUGACAUUUAUGCUUUAUGCUUUUACACUCUUACCUCUCACCUGCCACUUGCUGCCUUUUGUACUGAUGUUGAAUGAUAAAAUAUGCAUAUUUUGAUUGUACUGUAUCAUAAUGUGAUGAUGGACAUUGUGGCCUUUGCUUUAUUUUGGACUGUGUCCGAUAUAGCAUUAAUACAUUAAGGAUAAUUCAUUAACUCGUAAACCAAUCAGGAGUCAGCCUUUGAGAAUAAACUGAAGAUACUUAAUGGGCCUGUCUGCUUUAGAAAUUAAAUGAGAUGCAAAUUAAACUGCAGAUGUAACAAAUUUCAGUGAGAAGUAUAAUGCUUCUACUUAGUUAAUAUACACCACC
Molecule: messenger RNA, 4996 nt
Organism: Monopterus albus (swamp eel)
Lineage: Eukaryota; Metazoa; Chordata; Actinopteri; Synbranchiformes; Synbranchidae
Gene: hmgxb3
Product: HMG box domain containing 3
Exons: 21
Coding region: 91-4086 (1331 amino acids)
Source: RefSeq, a predicted model, not a curated record